AUGUCUACCUCUGACCCUCCCGAGCUGCACCAUACGGUGUUCAACCCGACAGGCCAAACCACUGUCGUGCUGAUCCACGGCGCCCUGGUAUCCGGCCUCUACUGGGAUCUUGUCAUUCCCAACCUCCCCAGUUCUUACCAUCUGCUGGUACCAGAUCUUCCAGGCCAUGGGAGAUCCCACGCGCCGUUCUCGGUGGAUCUCUCAGCCCGCCUCAUUGCCGACAUCAUCCGCACACACGCUAUCAACGGAUCAGCUCACAUCAUUGGCCACAGUCUGGGUGCGCAAGUCGCCAUCCGUCUAGCCUCCAGCAACCCCGACGUGGUCAACUCUAUCUUCGUCUCGGGGUUUGAAAUCUUUCCCCAAACAUCACUUACACCGUACAUCCCAUACGCAGCAUGGGCCAUGCCCAGAGUGGAGAAUUGUCUUCCUCGUUCCUUGAUCCGCUGGGCAAUGGAUGGUGCCGAUAUUCCUCGCAUUGAUACCAGUGUCUGCACACUCGACUUGUGUAGACAGAUUGUAUCCCCAGAGACACCAACGCAGUGGCCGUCGCCAUGGCGUGCACGUACCCUCAUUGUUGCAGCAGGGAAAGGCGGGUUCAUUCCCACCAACGAUCACCCGCACGAUGCUGUGAAGCUGAUGAAAAUUGGGAGAGAGUUGAAUGCGGAGACUGUCGCAUAUACACAUCUCAGUAUGCGACAUCCGUGGAAUCGACAGGAGCCACAAAUUUUUGCUGAGACUGCUGAAGCGUGGUUUGAACGGAAAGAGUUGCCUGGAGGAUUUGUGAAGCUUGAGUGA
Penicillium coprophilum is the source of this 795-nucleotide messenger RNA. Its product is annotated as alpha/beta fold hydrolase. The record is from RefSeq and is a predicted model, not a curated record. The coding region runs from base 1 to 795 and encodes 264 amino acids. The transcript has a single exon. Lineage: Eukaryota; Fungi; Ascomycota; Eurotiomycetes; Eurotiales; Aspergillaceae.